UUCAUUCAUAACACCACGAUGAAGAGACCAUUUCAACUUGCACUCACCAUUCUAACUUUCUUCCUCAUUCUUGAGCUAGGAGUAUUGGGGCAACAAGAAAGACGACAAUGCUCUACUAAUAUUCCAUUUAAAUCUGGAAAAUGUGUUCAUGAAGAAUGUAAAGCUGCGUGUACAAAGAUGCAUAAGAUCAGUGCAAGUAUCUGCAUUCCUCCUGGGAAGUGCCGCUGCUUUCAUUAUUGCCCCAAAGCUGCAUAA
Capsella rubella is the source of this 255-nucleotide messenger RNA. Its product is annotated as putative defensin-like protein 146. The transcript has 2 exons. The record is from RefSeq and is a predicted model, not a curated record. Lineage: Eukaryota; Viridiplantae; Streptophyta; Magnoliopsida; Brassicales; Brassicaceae. The coding region runs from base 19 to 255 and encodes 78 amino acids.